AUGGCCCUCAACGCUGUUUCUGCCGCCAGAGGAUCAGCGAGGCAGUAUAUCUCGACUUUUUUGACACUAGACAACGCGAAGUCCGGUCUUUUCUAUUAUGUUCUUCUCGUCCAGGCCAUCAAAGUCAAGCGGCAUCUUCGGGCAAGGGGCAUAUCUGCGUCGUUGAAAGAGCUCUACACAUGGAUAUCUCAGCAAAUUAUACGACUUCUUCUCCGUUUGCCUGCCACUCGCAAGAAAGUAGCUUCGCAAAUGGACCAAGCGAAGCUUGACAUUGAAAAUCGUCUCGUACCCAAGGGCGCCAAUGUGACUCGCCACCUCUCACUCCCGUCUGAAGGGAAAUCACUGGAAUGGAUUACUCAAGAAAUGGACAAGAUGGACACCGAGUUAGGUGGCACGAGUGACGCGUGGAGGCAAGGGAAGCUCUCUGGAGCCGUCUAUCACGGCGGGGAUGAGCUGGCCAAAAUUAUUGUCGCAGCGUACUCCAGAUAUUGCGUGUCUAACCCUUUGCAUCCCGACGUUUUUCCGGCAGUCCGAAAGAUGGAGGCUGAAAUUGUCGCCAUGUGUUUGAAGAUGUACCGUGGACCAGAAGGUGCAGCGGGCGCCAUGACUUCUGGCGGAACUGAAAGUAUCGUCAUGUCUGUAAAAACACAUCGAGAUUGGGCGCGCUCUGUGAAGGGCAUCAAGGAACCGGAAAUGGUCGUCCCCGUCUCGGCCCACGCAGCGUUCGACAAAGCUGCUGCAUACCUUGGUAUCAAGCUGCAUAGCAUUCCGGUAGACUCUUAUACUCGACAAGUAAACAUCAAGCAUGUCAAGCGUGCCAUAAAUUCUAACACCAUCAUGAUUGUAGGCUCCUGUAUAGGGUUCCCAGACGGCAAUCAAGACGACAUCGAGGCUUUAGGCGCCCUUGCAAAAAAAUACAACAUUGGACUGCAUGUCGACUGUUGUCUGGGCUCUUUCAUCGUCCCCUUCCUCGAACCAGCUGGCCUCGCUAAAGGUGAUAAUAAAGGAAGAUAUAAACUUACACCUUUCGACUUCACCGUGGAUGGCGUCACCGCUAUCAGCUGUGAUACGCACAAAUAUGGAUUUGCUCCUAAAGGUACAUCCGUCAUCAUGUACAGAUCCGCUGAGCUGCGUCGUUUCCAAUACUAUGUUAACCCUAUCUGGCCUGGUGGUGUCUAUGCCAGCCCCAGUCUGUCCGGAUCUCGUCCCGGUGCUCUGAUUGCAGGAUGCUGGGCAGUUAUGCAAUAUAUGGGUACAGAAGGUUACCUGUCUUCUUGCCGCGAUAUUGUGAUUGCGACGCGAAAGAUAGCAGAUGCCAUUACUGAUGACAUUCCGGAACUUUAUGUACUCGGCAACCCUCCCGCGUCUGUGGUUGCGUUUGGUAGUCGGAACCCCACCGUUGACCCACUGGAAGUGGGCGAUGGCAUGCGCAAAAGAGGAUGGCACUUGAAUGGGUUGAGCUCGCCCAAGAGCGUGCAUAUCGCUUGCACGAGACUCACCCUUCCUGUGGUGGAUCAAUUUAUUGCGGAUUUGAAAGAUUGCGUGCGAGAAGCCAAGGUGGCACCCUCAGGAAAAGGCACCAUGGUGUCUGUGUAUGGUCUCGGGAACUCUAGCGCUGUUGGACCUGAUAUGGUUAGCCAACUGGCGUCCGCAUUCUUGGAUGCCUUAUACAAGGCAUAG
Psilocybe cubensis is the source of this 1680-nucleotide messenger RNA. RefSeq lists its product as uncharacterized. Bases 1 to 1680 code for a protein of 559 amino acids. Gene Ontology annotation, biological process: carboxylic acid metabolic process; sphingolipid catabolic process. The transcript is spliced from 12 exons. Gene Ontology annotation, molecular function: pyridoxal phosphate binding; sphinganine-1-phosphate aldolase activity. Gene Ontology annotation, cellular component: endoplasmic reticulum. Lineage: Eukaryota; Fungi; Basidiomycota; Agaricomycetes; Agaricales; Agrocybaceae. The record is from RefSeq and is a predicted model, not a curated record.